AUGGCCGAGUUUCGACAACAGGAGAUGUUUCUAACGUCGCCAUCGGAGACCACACGAAGUGCCAUGGUGGAGGAGAACUGGAACAAUGGGUCCUUCUGGUUCUUCCACGCGCUCGAAACGACGAAGGGGUUCUACAAUAUGUCCAAGCAGAAUGUCAUGCCUCGGUUCUCGGGUGAUGACAGUUCUGAGUUCCCUGAUAUUUCGCUGUACUGGAGCAGUGACGUGGACAAGAUGAUCCGUUCGAAGCUCGAUGAGAGAGAGCGGUAUCUUCAACGGCUGUCCUUGGCGGCGGUAUCUACAGACUCGGAUUCAGAUGGGUAG
Molecule: messenger RNA, 321 nt
Organism: Fonsecaea nubica
Lineage: Eukaryota; Fungi; Ascomycota; Eurotiomycetes; Chaetothyriales; Herpotrichiellaceae
Exons: 1
Coding region: 1-321 (106 amino acids)
Source: RefSeq, a predicted model, not a curated record